Abrus precatorius (Indian licorice) is the source of this 1569-nucleotide messenger RNA. RefSeq names its product protein SAWADEE HOMEODOMAIN HOMOLOG 2-like. The transcript has 9 exons. NCBI's taxonomy places the organism in Eukaryota, Viridiplantae, Streptophyta, Magnoliopsida, Fabales, Fabaceae. The record is from RefSeq and is a predicted model, not a curated record. Gene Ontology annotation, molecular function: DNA binding; chromatin binding. Bases 226 to 1359 code for a protein of 377 amino acids.
GGGGACCUGUUUAUUGAUCAUCAACAUCGUACCUGUCACCUGCGUCUGUUCUAAUUUCUCCUCUCCUCUCCUCUCCUCUCCUCUCCUCUUCUCUUCUCUCUGCAACACAGCCAAAGGUUUCAACUUUAAACUCCUUUCGAGUCCAAACACCCCUUUUUUCUCCCCAACUCUCUCUCUCUCUCUCUCUCUCUUGUUCUUCUGCUUCGUUUUCGGUUUCCUUCAAUCAUGGGUCGCCCACCCAGUAAUGGGGGCCCCGCUUUUCGCUUCACUCAGGCUGAGGUAGGAGAAAUGGAAGGUAUUCUUCAAGAACACAACAAUGCGAUGCCAGCACGUGAUGUUCUUGCAGCUCUUGCUGACAAGUUCAGUGCAUCACCGGAUCGCAAAGGCAAGAUUACAGUGCAGAUGAAGCAAGUUUGGAAUUGGUUUCAAAAUAAGCGGUAUGCUAUAAGGGCAAAAUCAAGUAAGACUCCUGGAAAGUUAAAUAUCACACCUAUGCCUCGUGAUGAUGCAAACCCAGUAAGGAGUAUGCCUCAAGGCCCUCAACAACCAACAGCUGCUCCAAUUCCUGCUGCUUCAGGUUCAGUUCCAACAACAGUAAAAGCAACACCAGAAAAUUCAGUUAUGGAAUUUGAAGCUAAAUCUGGAAGGGAUGGAGCAUGGUAUGAUGUAGCUAGCUUUAUAUCACACAGAUAUUUGGAGACCAGUGAUCCGGAAGUGCUGAUACGAUUUGCUGGUUUUGGAGCUGAGGAAGAUGAGUGGGUUAAUGUUCGAAGGAAUGUCAGACCACGCUCUUUGCCAUGUGAAUCAUCAGAAUGUGUUGCAGUCCUACCUGGAGAUCUCAUACUUUGUUUUCAGGAAGGUAAAGAGCAAGCCCUUUACUUUGAUGCCCAUGUGCUCGAUGCUCAAAGACGGAGGCAUGAUGUAAGAGGCUGUCGCUGUAGAUUUUUGGUUCGUUAUGAUCAUGAUCAAUCAGAGGAAAUUGUGCCACUUCGGAAGGUUUGCCGGCGGCCCGAAACUGAUUACCGGUUACAGCAACUUCAUGCUGUGAAUGAGGUAGUCCCUGUGGAUCAGCAGAAGAGUGGCAUGAAUCCAGCAAAUGUUCAUGCUGUAAGGGUCACUACUGAAACAGUGCCAAAACAGCUGAUUGCAGCAAGCAUUCACAUGGAAACACAAGUUUUGCAAACAAAUGUUCCUCAUGCCCCACAAACUAUGAAUGUGAAUGCAAAGAAAGCUGAAACUACUAGUGAUGUUCAAGCAGGAAAUUCCAUCAUUACCCCUGGAAGUGCCCCAUUUACUAGUAUCAUUGCCACAAGCAAUCUUCCUGAAGUGUCUAAUCAAAACAUGGCUGAAGGAAAAUGACUUGCUAUAUUUUUGUCCUCUACCUUUUGUGUGGGGUUCAUUUUUUCAAACCUGUUAAUUAGACUUGAGUACAUUGUUUUUUCUUUUUUAGAACUACUAACUAGCCGGGUAGUGUAUGUUCAGCACAGAAUGCAUGUACAUGGGUUUCUCCCUCCUUUUUAUCUGAACUAUGAAAUUAAAAAGAAGAAUGAGGUUAUACGAUUUUCAAGC